This is a messenger RNA of Lactuca virosa, 6228 nucleotides long. Lineage: Eukaryota; Viridiplantae; Streptophyta; Magnoliopsida; Asterales; Asteraceae. The record is from the annotation of a GenBank genome assembly.
CUUCUUCACAAUUCAAACCAGUUGUACACAGCAGCAAAAACAGCAAGCAUUAGCACAGGCGCAUAUAGUAGAAGAGGUCUUUGUAAAAGCUAGAAUACUGAAAGAUGGAGUUUAUAUCUGCAAUCAUUAGUCCUUUUGUUCAAUCAUUAAUGGAUCCUGUUAAAAAACAGCUCGGAUAUAUCUUUUCCUCCACAAAACUUGUUAGGAACAUGAAUGCCAAAAUGAAGCAACUGGAUGGUACAAUCCUUGAUGUCAAAAAGCACAUGGAAAGAAACAAUAUAAGUAAUCUGGAGAUACCUGCUCGUAUACCUAGUUGGUUGGAAGAAGUUGAAAAGACUAAAGAAAAAGCUCAAAGCAUUCCAAGUACUGGGAAUGGAUGUUUUAACAUGAAAAUGAGGUAUCGAGCUGGAAGGGAGGCAUUCAAGACUAUGGAGGAGAUGGAAAGUUUUAUUGAUGAAAAUAGUAAGAUAACUUGGAGUGAUGCUCAAAGACCUCUUGGGAAAGUGAACUCGAAAAUCGCAUCUAGUUCUUCACCUUCGGAUGCUGGUGCCCAAAAUCACUUCAGAUCGAGAGAGAAAAGUUUUAAGGAGAUACUCGAUUUCCUUCAACAAGAUCACAAGAGCAAAGUGAUAGCCCUAUGUGGAAUGGGAGGUGUGGGAAAAACCACUAUGAUGGAACAAGUGAAAAAGACUGCAGAAGAUAAGAAGAUGUUUGAGUAUGUUGUGAAGGUGGUUAUUGGGCAACAAAUUAACAUGUUUUCUAUUCAGCAAGCUGUAGCAGAUUACAUGGGCUCAUCUCUAACUGAAAUGAGUAAAGAAGCAAGAGCAGAUCGUCUUCGUAUAACAUUUGAGAAACUUCUAGAAGGUAAAAGAAGGGUUUUGCUGGUAUUAGAUGAUGUAUGGGAGACAAUUGAACUCAAAGAUAUUGGAUUGAGUCCUUUGCCUAACGGCUUCAAGCUGUUGCUGACAUCACGAUAUGAAAAUAUUUGCAAACAAAUUGCUGUAGAAGCUGAUCCAGAUUUGAAAAUAGUUAGAGUGGAAGUGAUGGAGGAGCCUGAAGCACAAAAUUUCUUUUGGCAAAUUACAGGUUCUUUAAAACAACAUGAUAAGGAGCUGAAUAAAAUAGGAACAAAGAUCGUGAGAAGAUGUGGGUUUUUGCCCCUUGCCAUUAAUCUCAUUGCCAUUCGUCUUAAGUUUGAAGAAAAGGUUGCAUGGAGAGAUACACUUCGCCGUUUGGAGAAUAAAAAUCUUGAUUAUGUGCAAGAAAGUAUUAAGAUAAGCUACGACUAUAUACAAGAAGAGGAGGAAAAAGCAAUUUUUCUUCUGUGUGGCUUGUUUCCUGAUGACUUUAAUAUUCCAAUCGAGGAACUCACAAGAUAUGCAUGGGGCCUACGGUUGUUGAAUGGAGUUUCUACUUUGGGAGAGGCUAGGGACGGGACAGAGACGCAUGUGCACAGUCUCAAAAAAGCAAAUUUGUUGAUGGAUGGCGAUGAUGAUGAUGGGUGUGUCAAAAUGCAUGAUCUUGUGCUCGAUUUUGUUUUAGGAAGAGUUUCUAAGGGUGACCAUCCAUGGAUAAUCAACCAUGGUGAUAAUUCAAAGUGGAGUAGUGCUGGAAUGAGUGAGUCUUGUAACAGAAUUUCUAUUACUUGCAGGGGUAUGUUUGAGUUUCCUAGAGACUUUAAAUACCCAAACCUUGCACUUUUGAGACUUAUGCAUGGAGAUAAGUCGCUUAAGUUUCCUGAAGAUUUUUAUAAAAAAAUGGAAGAUCUUGAAGUUAUAGCCUAUGAAAAAAUGCAGUAUCCGUUGCUUCCCAGAUCACCUGAAUGCUCCACCAAGCUACGAACACUCAUUGUCCACCAGUGCCUAUUGAUGUUUGAUUGCUCUGUUAUUGGUGAACUCUUGAAUUUGGAAGUGCUCAGUUUUGCUCAUUGUGGCAUCAGAAAGUUACCAUCCACAAUCGGAAAGUUGAAGAAGCUAAAGCUACUGGAUUUGACAGGGUGUCUUAAUCUUCGUAUUGAUGAUGGUGUCUUGAUAAAUUUGGUCGAGCUUGAAGAGCUUUAUAUGAGAGUUGAUGAUAAAAAGGCUAUUUGCUUCACAGACAGCAAUCGUGUUGAAUUAGCAGAGCUUUCGAAUCAUCUUUCUGCAUUAGAAGUUGAGUUCUUCGACAACAACAGUACACCCGCGAAUAUGCUGUUUACUAAACUUAAAAGGUUCAGGAUCUCUAUGGGAUGUGGUUUAGUAGACAAUACUGACAAAAAUAUGCACUCAUUUGAAAACACAUUGAGGUUGGUCACUAAUAAAGAUGAGUUAUUGGAAUCUAGCAUCAAUGAGUUGUUUAAGAAAACUGAGGUGCUUUAUUUGGAGGUGGAUGGUAUGAACGAUCUUGAAGAAGUUUUAAUGGAAUCAGUUCAUCUUCCUCAGCAGGGGUUUAAUAAUCUAAGAGUCCUUGAUGUGUUCAAGUGUGAAAACUUGAGGUACCUCUUCACAGUCCCUAUUGCAAAUGGUUUGGUGAAGCUUGAGCGCCUCACAGUUUCACAGUGCCCUGUUCUGGAAGUACUUGCACAGAGUGAGAAUGGUGAAGCCGGGGCAAUUAAGUUUCAGGGGCUAAAGUUUCUAAGUUUGGAGAUGCUACCAGAUUUGAUAGGUCUUUGCAACACUGCUAAUGUAAUUGAGCUACCACAGCUGGUGGAGUUGGAACUUGAUGGCCUUCCUAAUUUCAGUAGCAUUUAUCCAGAGAAAACAUCUGCAACAUCUUCUAUGUCCAGUAAUGCCUCUGCAAUUCAACCAUUCUUUAACAAACAGAUGUUGAUUCCUAAGUUGGAGAAAUUGGAGAUUUGGCGGAUGGAUAAGCUGAAAGAGAUAUGGCCUUAUCAAGUUAUAAGUAGCAAAGACGUUGAUGCCUGCAUGUUGAGAGAGAUUAGAGUGAGAACAUGUGAUAAUCUUGUGAAUCUGUUUCCAACCAAUCCCAUGUCUUUGCUGGGUCGUUUGGAAGAGCUUCAUGUUUCUAAUUGUGGAAGCAUUGAAUUGUUAUUUAACAUCGACAUGAGUUGUGUUGGUGAGUUUGAAGAGUACAGUAGCAACUUGAGAUACAUCCGUGUAUAUGGUUUGGGGAAGCUAAGAGAGUUGUGGAGGAUGAAAGGUGAAAGUAGCUCUGAUAUCCUCAUCCGUACCUUUCAAGCUGUUGAAAGUAUAGGAAUAGAUAAGUGUGAGAGGUUUGUAAACGUAUUCACACCGACCGUGACCAAUUCUGAUGUGAAAACAGUUAUGAAUGUGAGUAUCGAUGGUAGGAGAACUUGGGAAGAAACCAGGGGAAACAUUGAAUUGGUUCAGAACAACCAAGAGAUUAAUGUUAUAUCCAAGGCAGAGAUCAUUUCAGAGGUGUAUGCUAAUAUUCCUGACGUUGAAUCCUCAAUUCAUCCCAAACCUUUUCACGUUAAUCACCUUCAAACACUUUAUGUAAGCGGCUGUAAGGAUGUUGAAGUGGUGUUUGAGAUAGAGAGUUCCGGUAGCAACAGCAGCAGCAGCACAGAUUUCGCAACAACUCUGCAUAAAUAUAAUCAUCAACCACCUCUACUACUUCCCCACCUCAAGUAUUUAAAUUUACGAAAUAUGGAGAGGAUGAGUGAUGUGUGGAAGUGCAAUUGGAAGAAACUUGUAAUUCCUCAAAACCCAUCACAAUCCUACUCAUUCCACAACCUCACCGACAUAUCCAUGGGUUCCUGCAAAAGCAUAAAGUACUUAUUUUCACCUGUCAUGGGCAAACUUCUUCCCAACUUAAAGGUGGUCUGGAUAAGCAGUUGUGAUGGUAUUAAAGAAGUUGUUUCAAAUAGAGAUAUUAAUGAUGAAAAUGAAGAAAUAAUAUCUUCUACUCACACAAACACCAUCUCCUCCUUCCCUCUUCUUAAUUAUCUCAAGCUUUAUUCUCUGCCAAGCCUAAAGAGCAUCGAUGGCGGUACUACGAUCACAACUACUUCCAUCCAUGAUCAGUUCAAGUGUUCUCAAGUCAGUGUUGCUUCUUGGUUCUUAUGCCAAUACUCCAAAAACAUACAUAUAUGGAAUUGUCCUGCCCUAUCAAGAGUGUUUCCAUCCAAUGUAGUGGGACAACUGAAUAAGCUUGAAGAGUUGAGAAUAUCAAAAUGUAAGUCAAUGGUGGAGAUAUUUGAAAGUAAAGAAAUAAACAAAGAUAGUGUUGAUAGUACUACGAAUGUUGGUGAUGGAAGUGAUGAUACUUGUACUGCAAUCACCAUCCCAAGGUCCGCAGAUAUGACCUGGCUUGAAUUGCCCAACCUUACGAAAUUGCAAAUCUAUAACUGUGAAGUUUUGGAAUAUAUAUUCACAAGUUCCACACUUGAAAGCCUCAAGCAACUCAAAGAACUGACUGUAAAACAAUGCAAGGCAAUGAAAGUGAUUGUGAAGGAAGAGGGAGAGCACACAGAAACAUCUAAAUCUAUAAUAGUCUUCCCCCGUCUCAAGUCCCUUACACUUGUAGAUUUACCAGAUCUCAAGGGUUUCUUCUUGGGGAAGAAUGAGUUCAGGUGGAAAGCAUUGGAAAAGGUUGAGAUGUAUGGCUGCCCACAAAUGAUGAAUUUCACAUCUGGUCACUCCAUGACUCCGAAGCUCAGCUACAUACAUACAGGAUUAGGCAAGCAUAGUCUUGAUCAAUAUGGCCUCAACUUCCAUUUGACAAAUGUUACACAUGAGGAUGAGACUCAACUCCCUAUGUGCUCUACUCCAGAUAUGAUAAAACUACUUCAGUUCCCUUGGUCUUUUUCAAAUUUAGUUGAAGUAGAUGCACAAAAGAGUGACAACUUGUUGAAAAGCCGCAUAAUUUUUCCAUGCAAGGAGUUGCUUAAUUUGAAGAAUCUUGAAAAUCUAUCUAUUACCAAUGCCUAUGAUUCUGUAACGGAGGAGGUAUUUGAAGUAGCAGAAGGGACAAAUGAAGAUGUGGAUAUUGAAACACAAUCUGUUGUGGUAUUUGAGAAGCUAAAAGAGGUGACUUUGGGUGGAUUUUAUGAACUAAAACAUAUGUGGAAGAGCAAUCGGUGGAUAGUGUUGAACUUUCCAAACCUUACAAAGGUCUCAAUUAAUAAAUGUCCACUUCUUGGACACGUUUUCACUGGUUGCAUGGUUGGUAGUCUAUUGCAGCUCCAAGAGGUACAAAUAACUGACUGCAAGAGUAUGGAUGUGAUUGUCAAACAAGUUGAAGAUUCCGAAACCAGACCGACUACUACUGAGGUUGUGUUCCCUUGUCUAAAAUCCAUAACACUUUACAACCUUCCAAAUCUCAAGGGAAUAUGCCUAGGAAAGGAGGCUUUUGAAUGGCCAUUGUUAGAUGCUUUGGAAAUCAAUAAUUGUCCAAAAAUAACAGUUUUCACAAAUGGGCAAUCAACUACUCCGGAGCUAAAGUUAAUAGAUACAACUUUUGGAUUGUGUCAUGCAACGGAAGACCCAAACUCUUUCAUAAAGACCAAACAAGAAGAGGGAUGGCAGUUCUAGAGAAACAUUUGAAUUCACAUGUGCAGUUUGGCUCAUUUUGAAGUCAGCUAUAUAGCACAGAUAUACCAAAUAGAAGUACAUACCACAGUAUCCAAGACAACUUUCUUUUUCGAAGCAAUAUGCAACUGAUCCACCAACACAAACAAAUCAGGAAUGGAUUCAAAAGGAAUUUGUGAAAUCUCCAACCAUUUAAAAAUCUCAAACCAACUCCUAGCAACAACCUCACAUUUAACAAACAAAUGAUCUCGUUGCUCAACCUCCACAUUACAAAUAGUGUUUUUAUCGUCGCCUUCAAUGAAUAUAUCUCAUGACGAAUUUGAAUAAACCAUUGUUCAUGAAAGCCUGAGAAAUGAGGAUAAUGCCCUCGACUAUGAGCCACCCAGUAUGAAGGAAAUACCAAUCAAGAAAACCAAUGGGACCUGUAUGGACUAUGAAAAAGAGAAUAUGGAAAUGACAGAUGUUGAAAUGAUGAAGGCAAUAUCUUACUUAUUUUUGUAUCACUCUUUAUUUUCUAUUAUUUUUCUAUUUUUUUCGUUUUUCAUUAGGGUUCAUAAUUUUUGUUGAUGGAGGCUUCUCAUAGUGAGGUUACACAUUAAUAUUAUGUAAAUUUGUGAGCUCAAAUGUUAACAUUCAGUCAAUGCUUCAAUUUGUUAUUACACUUAGCAAGCAAAAACUACAUUUGUUUGUAUGGCUUCAUCAUCUUUGGUGCGAUACUUUUGUAAAUUUAAAAGAG